AACUGAUCAACUUGAUAACAACAAAAUCAGCCAGUCGCGCCGGUAAUCGUGUGUGUUAUUUCACAAAUUCAAGUGCUCCGUGCUUCUUUGGAUAAAAAUGGUUUCCACUUCGCGGACAGAUGCAUGUGUUAUUGGGGCAGGUAUUUCGGGCCUUGCAACGGCGAAAUGCCUCCAGGAUGCUGGCUUUGCAGUGGUUGUUUUGGAGCAGAGCGAUCGCGUUGGUGGCCUUUGGGCGUUCCGGGAGCGUGGAUAUGGGGUCAUGCGGUUUACACACAUCAACAUAUCCAAACACAACUACUGUUUCUCUGAUUAUCCAUUUCCCGAUGAUGUGCCUGACUUCCCGCACCAUUCAGACAUGGCAAAAUACAUUGUUGAUUACAUGACGCAUUUUGGGCUGGACAAGAUCGUCCGGUUCCAGACGAGAGUGGUCUCCUUGAACCGGCAGGGUGAAGAGUGGAUAAUUAAAACAGCCCAGGUAGACGAGGAUAAACAUGGCAGAGAAAAACUCGGGGAACAAGAAAUCUUUGUGGCGAAGUAUGUGGCCGUUGCAUCCGGUCACCACGCGACCCCGAACCUGCCCAACUUGCCCGGCCAAGAGUCAUUCAAAGGAGAAAUCAUCCACAGCAUUUUGUACAAGGAUGCGAUAACCAGUGGCAUCGUGGGUAAGCGUGUGCUGGUGGUAGGCAUCGGCAACAGUGCAGUGGAUGUCGCUGUUGAUGCAGCAGCAACUGGAAGAUCCCGAUCUGUCUACCUCAGCACAAGGUCAGGUGCCUGGAUCGUUCCCAACUACUUAUUUGGCCUGCCAGUUGAUCUGUAUGCAUCUCGGCUGUUACUGUGGUUGCCAUGGCAAAUCUCCUCACAAAUAUUUGAACCCAUAAUGUCCUUGUUGCAGGGGAGACCUAAAAAGUACAAUCUGAAUCCCAAGAAGCGAUUUUUACAGUCACAGCCCACCGUGAGCCCCACCUUGAUCCACCACAUCCAGCGAGGUCACAUCAAGGUCAAACCUGACAUUGCGCGGAUCGAGGGCGGGACAGUUCACUUCGUGGACGGCUCGUCGGCCGAGGUGGACCACAUCAUCUUGUGCACGGGGUACCACAUCCGCAUCCCUUACCUCUCCAAUGAUUUGAGGUCCGAGGUACUGGACGAGUCAUCCAACUCCAUCAAGCUUUUCAAGAACGUCUUCAGUCCAACCAUCGGGCCAUCGCUGGCCUUCAUCGGCUUUGUUCAGCCAGCAUCGGGGGGCAUCCUCAGCAUGUCCGAGACCCAAGCAAGAUGGUUCGCCGAGCUCUGCAGCGGUCGGGUCAAGCUGCCCAGUCAGGAGGCUAUGAGGGCCAGCAUACUGGAGGAUACGGAGGCAGUCAGGAGACGCUACGCGGCGUCGGCUCGUCACACCAUCCAGCGAGACCCAAUCCUGUACAACGAUGACCUGGCGUCGAGGUUUGGCGCCAAGCCCCAGCUGUGGAGACACCCCAGCCUGGCAUGGAGGUUACUCAUUGGGAGUUGUGGAGCAGCGCAGUGGCGUCUGAAUGGUCCAGGGAAGUGGGAUGGGGCACCAGACACUGUGAGGAGUGUUCCAGUGACAGGAUUGAUGCACUAUGGGGUCCUGACUGUCAUUGGUCUGGUUGUUGGACUCCUAGCAUGUAUCUUGCUAGCUGUCUUGUGAAAAUAUCGAGGGAGCACGUCAACAAUAGGGAACGUUCCUGUACCAUGUGAAGCUCUUGUAGUUAGUAUUACUUUGCAACGGAACAAACUAUACCUAGAGUCGGUAUCAGAGUUUGGGCUGGAAAUCUCAAAUUUUGAAAAUAAGAUAUUUAAAGCUACUUUUCAGAGCUAGUGAGGCAAAAUAGUUACAGGGUUUUGUGGGUAAUGAUACAAGAUGUGUGUCAGUUGGUCCCAAUGUCAUGUAUUAAGACUUUAAUGCCUUCUCUGUGAGUGAGGUGAAAUAUCCAAGAAUGGGCACUUUUAAAAUCAACUCAGUGUGUAUAUUUAAAUCUUUGAAUCUUUGAUUUUUUACGUCCACGGUGCUAUCACAGUACUUUCUGUGAAUUUUUAAUUUGAAGAAUUGAAAUCGUCCAAAACGCUGAAAUGUUUUGUACACCAUUCUUUGUGGUUGAAUCAUGAAAAUUGUAUUUAAUUAUUGUUAGAAUAUGGAAAGUCUUUCUUGUAUACUAAAUAAUCUCUGUCAUUUAAAGAUACUGUAUUUUCCUCAAUACUUUCUGCACAUUAGUUAUGGUUUGUAGUGUGAACAAUUAUUUGAACAUUGUGCCAAUAUGUAAAGUAGAAUACUCUAAAUAUGCUUCGAAUAUUUUUGAUACAGUAUGUGAUAAAGUGAAUUCAAUCACUUGGAUUUAUAUAAAUUAUAUCCAUAUGCAUUUCUUAUAAGCAGGGUUUCUUUGUUGAAGUAUCAUACUGUGUAUGAUAAUUCUUUUAAAUUAAUGAAUGUAAAUCAUAUUUGACACCUUACUUUUUGGGACUUUUGUUGUUGAGUUUCCAUGCCAUCACUACAAUGUAUUCUAGCUUUCCAAAAUUAAAUUAUGAAAUUCUAAAAUGUUUGAUGAAAUAGUGGUUUGCCCUCACUUUGUAUUCCAGAUUUGCUUAUUUCAUUUCACCAAAAAAUUAUGCAAAUUUCAACUACUGAAUUAUGCAAUCUUUGUACAAUUAUUAGAGCAAUAAAAAGCAAUCAGCAGUGCAAUGAAUUCGAAUUUCUUUAAGUACAGGUCAUAUAAACAUCUCAGGAAUUUUCGGGUAGUGAAUUAUUCAUAAUAUGUAAAGAUGCUAAAUUGAAUAACAAUGUAAAGGUAAUUAAUAGUUAACCUAAAUUUAAUACCAAUUAACUUACCCAAAUUCUAACUUGCUAUUUACAUUAUGAAGGUUGAAAUUAUAGUUUAUCUACAAUUUGAUGCGAUUAAAAUAUAUCAUCUUUAUUCUGUUACUCGUGUUUGUUCUGGAGAAGCAAAAUGAUCACCUUAUGCCGAAUGGAACCCUCCGUUUUAUCUCGCUAAUCAUAAAAAAAUCUGAAGUUACACUUAGCCGCACAACUCUGUUUUUAUUUGGUGUAUCGCCCGUGGAGGUGGGUGUUUAAUAUAACUAAAGAAAUGAGGGAUUUAUUCGUUCGUCAAAGAUAAGCUAGUUCCAAUCCCAUUUCAUCAUAAGAUAUCCCUUCUUUGUUAUCA
Acanthaster planci (crown-of-thorns starfish) is the source of this 3173-nucleotide messenger RNA. Its product is annotated as flavin-containing monooxygenase 5-like. The record is from RefSeq and is a predicted model, not a curated record. Gene Ontology annotation, molecular function: N,N-dimethylaniline monooxygenase activity; NADP binding; flavin adenine dinucleotide binding. NCBI's taxonomy places the organism in Eukaryota, Metazoa, Echinodermata, Asteroidea, Valvatida, Acanthasteridae.